Molecule: messenger RNA, 1398 nt
Organism: Sphenostylis stenocarpa
Lineage: Eukaryota; Viridiplantae; Streptophyta; Magnoliopsida; Fabales; Fabaceae
Source: the annotation of a GenBank genome assembly
AUGGAUUGCGUCUACAUGAAUCCCCAUGAACCCAUUGAAGCGCGUGUGAAACACCUUCUUUCUCUCAUGACAUUGAAGGAGAAGAUUGGUCAGAUGACUCAAAUUGAACGCUCAGUUGCUACCCCUUCUGCCAUCAAACACUUUUCAAUAGGGAGUGUAUUCAGUGCUCCACACAAUGGAGUGAAUGGACCUUUUGACAAGGCACUGUCAUCCGAUUGGGCUGAUAUGGUGGAUGGGUUUCAGAAGUUGGCACUUGAAUCACGGUUAGGCGUACCAAUCAUUUAUGGGAUUGAUGCUGUUCAUGGUAAUAAUAAUGUUUAUGGUGCUACUAUAUUCCCUCACAAUGUUGGCCUUGGAGCUACCAGAGAUGCUGAUCUAGUUCAGAGAAUUGGAGCUGCAACAUCUCUUGAACUUAGAGCAAGUGGAAUUCACUAUACUUUUGCUCCUUGUGUGGCAGUAUGCAAAGAUCCCAGAUGGGGAAGAUGCUACGAGAGCUACAGCGAAAACACUGAGAUAGUCAGAAAGAUGACUUCUGUUGUUUUAGGCUUGCAGGGCCAUCCUCCAGAAAGAUAUUCAAGGGGCUACCCAUUUGUGGCUGGGAGGAUUAAUGUUAUUGCCUGUGCCAAGCAUUUUGUUGGAGAUGGAGGUACAGUGAAAGGUGUAUGCGAGGGCAAUACCAUACUAUCAUAUGAAGAAUUGGAGAGGAUCCACAUGGCCCCUUAUGUGGACUGUAUAGCUAAGGGAGUUUCUACCGUUAUGGUCUCAUAUUCAAGCUGGAAUGGGAACAAACUCCAUGGUCACCAUUUUCUACUAACUGAAAUUUUGAAAGAAAAGCUAGGCUUCAAGGGAUUUGUGAUUUCUGACUGGGAGGGAAUUGAUGAAAUAUGUGAACCCUAUGGAUCAGAUUAUCGAUGUUGCAUCUCCACUGCCAUUAAUUCUGGAAUUGACAUGGUGAUGGUUCCUUUCAAAUAUGAAAUAUUUAUAGAAGAGUUGAUGUCUCUAGUUCAAUCAGGGGAAAUACCAAUAGCCAGAAUUGAUGAUGCUGUAGCGCGCAUUUUGAGACUACAUAGAGAUCUCGCUCGUGAAGCAGUUCGAAAGUCCUUGGUUCUGUUGAAAAAUGGAAAGGAUACUUGUAAACCCUUUCUUCCAUUGAAAAAGAACGCCAAGAGAAUCCUUGUUGCUGGAACUCAUGCUGAUGAUAUUGGGUAUCAAUGUGGUGGAUGGACAGGUACGAAGUAUGGAUCUAGUGGUCGAAUCACAAUAGGUAAGCCCAAGUUUCUUCAAAUUUUUCCUUAUUUAUACAAUUGCCUUUCCUUUGUCACAUUAUCUGGCUGUGGAUGGUUGCUGGGUCUCUUAUAUGACUGCAAUUUCAGGCACAACUAUCUUGGAUGCAGUUAA